AUGGAGGGGGUCUGCCUGCUCCUGGUGGCUCUCUCCGCCGCGGCACCCGGACAAGGGGCGGUGAGCCGGGAGCCAGCAGCAUCGCCCGCAGCCCGAGCGCGUGAUGGCAUCCCCGGCUUCGGCUUUCCCACCGCCCCCGCCGAGCCAACGGGACCUCCCAGCACCCCGGCAGGCAGCGUGGCUGGAAACGCCUCGGUGGCACCAGGUCCCGGCAUGCUGCGGCUGGCCGGCGGCCGGAGCCGGUGCGAAGGUCGGGUGGAGAUGGAGCAGGCGGGUGCCUGGGGCACGGUGUGCGACGAUGCCUGGGACCUGGCCGAUGCCGACAUCGUGUGCCGGCAACUGCGGUGCGGCUGGGCCGUGCGCGUCCACGGCAGCGCUGCCUUCGGCCGGGGCAGCGGACCCAUCCUCCGGGAUGAGGUGGGCUGCGAGGGGCACGAGGAACAUCUCUGGGACUGCCCGGCUGCGCCAGAGCACGACUGCAGCCACAAGGAAGACGCCGGCGUGGUGUGCUCAGAGCACCAGGAGUGGCGGCUCUCCGGGGGCCGGGAUGGUUGCGCCGGCCGGGUCGAAGUCUUCUUUCGCGGCACGUGGAGCACGGUGUGCGACAGCACAUGGUACAAGCUGGAGGCGAGCGUGCUGUGCCGCACGCUGGGCUGCGGGGAGCCCCUCCGGCAACUCUCCUUCGGCCACACGCUGCCCGGCAAGAUGCUUUACCAGUGCGAGAGCCAGCAGCCGUCACUGGCCCACUGCCAGUGGACCUACAACAAAUCGGCUCCCUGCCACCAGUCCCGGGCGGUCGGCGUGGUCUGCAACGGCUCCCAGGGCUUGCAGACGCCAACCCCGAUGGCCACAGUGACACCGAGCAACAUCACGCUCCUAGGCGCUGAGGAGGGUUCCCCGGCCGUGGGGGCACAGUCCUCUCUGCACAUGCUCCUCUUUGUCCUCUGCCUGGUCCUGGCAGCACUGCUCCUGCUCACCGUGCUGACCUUCACCGCCGCCCUGCUGAGGGUGAGAAAGAUGAGCGCCCACGCCGUGUCCUCCCUCGGGCUAGCCGGGCCGGUGCUGGUGACCCACAGUGCCCAGAGCCCCAACAUGUCCUCUGGGAUCUCCAACGACUACAGGGAGAUGCCCCCCAACCUUCCCAAAGGACCAGACCCGCUGGUCACAGCCCUUCCCACUGCCAAGGACUCCGACUCCAACUCUGACUACGAACACUACGACUUCAGCAGCAAGCCGCCCAUGGCACUCUCCACCUUCUACAACUCGCUGCGCCGGCAGCCCGGGGAACAGAUGCUCUUGCUGAUGCCCAGCCAGGACGGGACGGAGCCGUUGCCUGCAGAGGGUACGACACGAGGGGUGCCCGUCCCUCCGUCCUGCGGCAAUGGCCGUCUGCCCGUCCUGCCCGUGGGUGGGCGAGUGGCCACCCCGCAGCCUGGGGCUGACAGGAGUCCUGUGCCCCGCAGUGCCGGCCAGGCUAGACCCCCCAUCCCGCGGCAGGACCCCGAUCCCGCAGACAGCUCCAGCACCUCCUCGGGGGAGUGGUACGAGAACGUGCAGGGCACGGAGCCGCCCGUGGACCCGUCCCCACACCCCGGCUGGCCGGCUCCGUCCUGCCCCUCGGGGGGACACGCGCAGGACCCUGACUCCUCUGAGGGCAGCGACUACGAUGACAUCCAGGGCUCUGCCUACUGA
Molecule: messenger RNA, 1692 nt
Organism: Haliaeetus leucocephalus (bald eagle)
Lineage: Eukaryota; Metazoa; Chordata; Aves; Accipitriformes; Accipitridae
Gene: CD6
Product: CD6 molecule
Exons: 12
Coding region: 1-1692 (563 amino acids)
Cellular component (GO): membrane
Source: RefSeq, a predicted model, not a curated record